Sclerotinia borealis F-4128 is the source of this 1797-nucleotide messenger RNA. Lineage: Eukaryota; Fungi; Ascomycota; Leotiomycetes; Helotiales; Sclerotiniaceae. The record is from the annotation of a GenBank genome assembly.
AUGUCUGCCCACAAGCUCGGAGAUUUUAAGCCUGAUGUGCCGCAGGACUUCAAGGUCGCUACUACUACCGGCGUGGAUCUUGAUCGGGGGGACGCAGAAAUGAACUUAACAGAACGAGGGAAAUUAUCAGAGAAAGAUUACGCAAGUAAAAUUCAAGAUGAAGCGACUCUUGCUGUGUUUGGAAAAAAGCAACAGCUGAAGCGACGAUUUAAAUCACUAUCUUCCGUAGGCUUAACAUGUGGUUUGAUGUUAACAUGGGAAGUCAUCUUGUUCACUCUUCAAUUCGGUCUACAAAAUGGUGGCCCUGCUGGCCUCAUCUACGGAUUUUUAGCAGCAUGGUUUGGGUCUAUGCUCCAAGCUUUGGUCAUGGCUGAAAUGGCAUCAAUGAUUCCUCUCGCCGGUGGUCCUUUCAAUUGGGUUGCAAUAUUGUCUCCUCCCUGGUGCAAGAAGUUUCUUAGCUACUUGGCUGGAUGGCUUACCGUUAUCUGUUGGCAGGCUUUUGUGGCGGAAACAUGCUAUUCAGUUGCUUCUUUGAUUCAGGGUAUCCUCAUUCUCAACUACCCGGAAUAUGAUCCGAAAUUGUGGCAAGCGACCUUGCUGUUUUAUGCUAUAGCUCUUUUCGGAGUUUUCAUCAACACUUUUUUGGGUCGCCUGUUGCCGCGAAUCGAAGCAAUGAUGCUCAUUUUGUACAUUUUGGGAUUCUUUGGCGUGCUCAUCCCAUUAGUCUAUUUGUCGCCUCAUGCACCUGCUGAAAAAGUCUUCACAACCUUUCAGAAUCUGGGUGGAUGGGACACUCAGGGCCUCUCAUUUUUCGUGGGAUGGAUCACAUCGGUCAGUUCUUUUGUGGGUAAUGAUGGAGCAGAUCAUAUUGCCGAAGAAAUUAAUCAAGCUUCCGAGGUCAUCCCGUUCAGUAUCUGGUUUUCGACAUUGUUUAAUGGCGCACUAGGAUUUUCCAUGAUGAUAGCAGUAUUGUUCAGUAUCCAAGACAUCGUCGCUGCCACCGAAACAGCUACUGGAUUCCCCUUCAUGGAGAUUUUCCAAACAGCAUUAGGAUCGACAUCAGGAGCCAAUGCACUGUGUAAACGUCUUCUCCGUCAGCAGUGUCAUAACUGGAGCGUCCCGUACCUUGUGGGCCUUUUCCAGAGAGAAUGGACUACCCUUCUCUCAUCUUCUAGUCAAGGUGACAAAAAUGGUCCCAUAAAUUCCAUGGUUCUAGAACUGACGAUGAGCAUCCAGGUUGACCCCAAAACGCGACUACCGAUCAACGCAGUCAUAGGAACACUUAUAGUUAAUGUUCUCCUGGCACUAAUAAGUGUUGGAUCAACCACAGCUUUCGGAGCCUUUUACUCGGUCGUGUUGGCCGCUUACCAGUCCUCUUUCUUACUGGCCGCAACUGUCAUGUUGAUAAAAAGAUUAUCGACACCUACGACCGAAAUGCCAUGGGGUCCUUUUCGACUCCGGAAACUAGGUAUACCCAUCACUAUUGUAGCCAUAAUUUACACGGUGAUGGCAUUCUUUUUCUCAUUCUGGCCCGCCUUCUCAACGGUUGAUGCAGCGAAUAUGAACUGGAGCUACACAAAGAACCCCGAUCCCCGACCAAUAACCACAUCUUCGAAAAUCCUACCUAGCAAUCAACGAGACCCACAACAAUAUGCACAAUCCACAAAUUUCACUCGCCAACUCCAAGUUCCUUCACAUCCGUAUCUCCAGCGUAUCACAUACCCAGCUAGAAUGGCAACAGCCUAUUUAGUGUACCAGCAGCUCGGUACAGGCCAAUCAACCCUUGAUCCGAAGUGA